CUAGCUCACAGGUGAAAAAAACAACCAACAUAAGCGGAAAUAAAAAAAGAAGAGAGAGAGAGAUAGAGAGAGAGAGCAGGGUAGAUAAGAAGCAAAAACAGAAAAGGCUGCUGCUCCACUCUUAGGAAUCGGAGAAGAGAAGAGACUGUGCGCUAAGCUCUAUCUGGAAAGCAAGCAUUCCCACCCUUUCUUUUAACAUGAAGGAGCUGUUCUUGUAUUAUUACUGGCUUAUUAAGCUGCUUGCCAUCUCCUUAUUGGCAUUAGUUUUUUUGAUAAAGAUUGUAGUCUUGCUAUGGUGUACACCCCGAAGAAUUGAACAACAUUUUUCCAAGCAAGGAAUCAGAGGACCCCCUUAUCGUUUCUUCAUUGGCAACGUGAAGGAGAUCGUGGAAAUGAUGUUAAAGGCCUCUUCUCAACCCAUGCCUUUCUCUCACAACAUUCUUCCUAGAGUUCUCUCUUUUUACCAUCACUGGAAGAAAAUCUACGGUGCAACGUUUCUUGUGUGGUUCGGACCCACGGUUCGACUUACCGUCUCUGAUCCAGAUCUCAUCCGAGAAAUUUUUACAUCCAAGUCGGAAUUGUAUGAGAAAGUUGAGGCUCACCCUCUUGUUAAGCAACUAGAAGGUGAUGGACUCCUAAGCCUCAAAGGAGAAAAAUGGGCUCUCCAUAGGAAAAUCAUAACACCCACAUUCCACAUGGAAAAUCUCAAGUUGCUAGUACCUGUGGUGGCAAAGAGCGUAAUCGAUAUGCUGGAGCAAUGGUCGGCAAUGACAAAUUCUGACGAGGUGGAAAUUGAAGUUUCCGAAUGGUUCCAAACCCUAACAGAAGACGUCAUUACGCGAACAGCAUUUGGCAGCAGCUACGAAGAUGGAAAGGCCAUUUUUCAAUUGCAAGCACAGCAAAUGGUCCUCGCUGCUGUGGCAUUCCGAAGAGUUCUAAUCCCUGGUUACAGGUUCUUUCCGACAAGAAGGAACAUUAAUUCGUGGAGAUUGGACAAAGAAAUCAAGAAAUCACUGAUGAGGCUCAUUGAAAGGAGAAGAGAGAAAUCGAGCGUUAACAAAGCGCAUCAAGAUAGCUGUCCCAAGGAUUUGUUAGGGCUAAUGAUUCAGGCCUCACAUUCAUGUGCCGAUGUAACCGUACACGACAUUGUUGAAGAGUGCAAGAGCUUUUUUUUUGCGGGCCAGCACACCACAUCAAACUUGCUGACGUGGACAACGGUCCUACUAGCAAUGCAUCCACAGUGGCAGGCUCAAGCACGCGAGGAGGUCUUGAGGGUGUGUGGAUCACGUGAGACGCCCACCAAGGACGAUGUUGCAAAGCUUAAGACGCUGACCAUGAUUUUAAAUGAAUCCUUACGGUUGUACCCACCAACAAUCGCCACAAUCAGACGGUCCAAGGCUGAUGUGGAGCUGGGGGACUACAAAGUCCCAAGUGGGACAGAGAUCUUGAUACCGAUCCUCGCCCUUCAUCAUGAUCAAUCCAUAUGGGGCAAUGAUGCAAAUGAAUUCAAUCCUGCUCGCUUCUCCGGUGGUGUGGCCCGCGCUGCGAAGCAUCACGUGGCGUUCAUUCCGUUCGGGCUCGGAGUCCGCACCUGCAUCGGCCAAAAUCUAGCCAUCUUGCAAGCCAAAUUAACGCUUGCUAUAUUACUGCAACGAUUCUCUUUCAGACUGGCCCCUAGCUAUCAGCAUGCACCAACAGUCCUCAUGCUACUUUACCCCCAGUAUGGCGCACCCAUCAUCUUCCAACAUCUGUCAAAUCCAUGAACAAUCAUCAGAUACUCGAACCAAGGCUCAUAAAUCAGUGCCAAUCUCCGAUGCCUGCCCUUUCGUGCGAGUGUGCAAUUAAGAGCUUUAAUAAGUUGAGUGACCAGGAUACCGGCAAUAUUCUUGCCCUGAAAAUCAUAGAGCCCACCGGAAAUGCUCGAUGGAUUAAGCAAGCAAUUGCAUUCCACCUACCCAUCCCUGAUCCCUUCGAAGUAGUUAAUACACUAACCCCACCUGGCCAUGGUGUUCUUGCCAAAUACAUUUUACCCAUGGUUCUACCCAAGUGUUUGCCAGGGUCUUCGAGUUUCAAUCAGCCUAGGAAUUAUCAAGUAUAGGGCUAACAACUAGCUAGGUAGGUAGCUCCCCUUCCCCUUUAUCUCUCUCUCUCUCUCUCUCGCUCUCUCGUGCAUGUAAUGUAUAUCUCCAAAAUCUCUACAGUUUUGCGUAACCUUGUGGUUUUAUAAGCUUAUCUAUCGUUUUUUAUU
Messenger RNA from Populus euphratica (Euphrates poplar), 2248 nucleotides. RefSeq names its product cytochrome P450 734A1-like. The record is from RefSeq and is a predicted model, not a curated record. Gene Ontology annotation, biological process: brassinosteroid homeostasis; brassinosteroid metabolic process. Gene Ontology annotation, molecular function: iron ion binding; monooxygenase activity; heme binding. The coding region runs from base 198 to 1763 and encodes 521 amino acids. Lineage: Eukaryota; Viridiplantae; Streptophyta; Magnoliopsida; Malpighiales; Salicaceae. The transcript is spliced from 5 exons.